Messenger RNA from Laetiporus sulphureus 93-53, 1251 nucleotides. Its product is annotated as glycoside hydrolase family 18 protein. The transcript is spliced from 3 exons. The coding region runs from base 1 to 1251 and encodes 416 amino acids. Gene Ontology annotation, cellular component: extracellular region. Gene Ontology annotation, biological process: chitin catabolic process; carbohydrate metabolic process. Gene Ontology annotation, molecular function: chitin binding; chitinase activity. The record is from RefSeq and is a predicted model, not a curated record. Lineage: Eukaryota; Fungi; Basidiomycota; Agaricomycetes; Polyporales; Laetiporaceae.
AUGGCUUAUUACCCCGACUGGGCAGCCCCGGCAUUUCCUCCGGAGAAGGUCGACUUCGGACGCUUUGACUGGAUUGACUUUGCGUUUGCCGUUCCGGACGAGAACUUCAACCUGACUUGGGACGGAUCUAGCGAGGCGCCGGAUCUCCUCACGCGCCUGGUGGCUGCCGCUCACAACAGUGGUACGAAGGUCAAGUUGAGUGUCGGCGGCUGGACUGGCAGCCAGUACUUCUCUCCCGCUGUUUCGGACGACCAGAGCAGACAGACGUUGGUAAGUAACAUCUUCGCAACGUACACCCAGUUCAACCUGGACGGCAUCGACAUCGAUUGGGAGUACCCUGGUCAAGACGGGAAUGCAGGGAACCAGGUUAGCCCGAACGACACGGCGAACUUCCUUUCUUUUCUGCAGCUUCUGCGUGCGACGCUCCCUGCCACCGCCAAGCUAAGCGCCGCCGUGCAAACCGUGCCCUUCGCAGACGCCCAGGGCGACCCGCUCGGCAACGUCUCGCAGUUCGCGGAAGUGCUCGACUGGGUGCUCAUCAUGAACUACGAUGCGUGGGGUUCGUCGAGCACUCCUGGGCCCAACGCGCCCCUAAGCGACGCCUGCCAAAACUCGACGCAGGCUAGCGCGAACGCUGUCGCGGCGCUCGAGGCGUGGACGGACGCGGGCUUCCCUGCGUCGCAGCUCGUGCUGGGCGUCCCGUCAUACGGGUACAUAUCCAAGUCGCGCGCCACGCGUCUGCGCGAGCGCAGAAGCCGGCACGCGCGCUCGCGGCACUCGCAUCUCCCGAAACGGAUGCAGUCCCUCCUUUCUGAUGAAGCGCAGAACUCGGCGCCGCCGGGCACGCCGCCGAUUUAUGCGAUGAAUGGGGAUGGGGGGACGCAGAAUGGGCAGGUUCAGUUCCGCGCGCUCGUCGCGCAGGGGGUGCUGCAGUAUGCGCCGCCUGAUGUGCUCGAUGGCAAUGAUGGUGCGGCGCCGACGAGCUUGGACGUUGUGGGCACGGAGUUUGAUAGUUUGUAUGAUGGCUGGGGUGGGUUCACGCGGUAUUGGGAUAACUGCUCGAGCACGCCGUUUUUGCGCUCCGAGAAUGCUGGACAGGUGGUCACGUAUGACGAUCCGCUCUCGUUGGGGCUGAAGGCCGCGUUUGCGAGGGAGAGCGGCAUGUUGGGCGUGAAUAUGUUUGAUGUCAGUGGCGAUACGGAUCAGUGGGACUUGACGGAUGCGCUCCGGAAGGGUCUGGGAUUUGGUUGA